This is a messenger RNA of Lymnaea stagnalis (great pond snail), 243 nucleotides long. NCBI's taxonomy places the organism in Eukaryota, Metazoa, Mollusca, Gastropoda, Lymnaeidae. The record is from the annotation of a GenBank genome assembly.
AACCAGCGCGUGAAGCUGAACGUGGGCGGGGCUGUCUUCGAGACCUGGACUCACACCUUGCUGAAGAAGCCAGGCACGAGGCUGUCCAGACUCGCACGUGCCUUGGAGAAAGAUGAAAGCUAUGAUGCCGACAGAGGAGAGUACUUCUUCGACCGACAUCCGGGCAUUUUUGCAACCGUCAUGCAUUACUAUCGCACCGAAGAACUUCACACCGACCACAACAUAUGUGGGAACAUCAUCAAA